AAGCUAGCAGACCAGCCACCUCCAUCGCCGGCGCCACCAUGGGUGCUGUGCUGGGUGUCUUCUCCCUCGCCAGCUGGGUUCCAUGCCUCUGUGGCAGUGCAUCGUGCUUGGUGUGUGGUUGCUGUCCCAAAAGGAACUCCACUGUGACUCGAAUCAUCUAUGCUAUAAUUGUCCUCCUGGGCACGGCAGUGUCUGUUAUCAUGCGGACAGAAAGUAUGGAAACUGAGCUGAAGAAAAUUCCUGGAUUCUGUGAAGGGGGAUUUAAAAUCAAUGUGGCUGAUCCAAAGGCAGAUAAAGAUUGUGAUGUGGUGGUUGGCUAUAAAGCUGUAUAUCGGAUCAACUUUGCAUUGGCCAUCUUUUUCUUUGCCUUCUCGUUACUUAUGAUUAAUGUAAAAACAAGUAAAGAUCCCAGAGCGGCAAUACACAAUGGGUUUUGGUUCUUCAAAAUUGCCGCCAUUGUUGGUAUCAUGGUUGGAUCUUUCUACAUCCCUGAGGGCACUUUCACCUCAGUCUUGUUCGUUUUUGGCCUGGCGGGGGCUGCCUUGUUCAUCCUCUUCCAGCUGGUACUCUUGGUAGAUGUGGCUCACUCUUUGAAUGAAUCAUGGGUGAAUAACAUGGAAGAAGGAAACCCCAGAGUCUGGUAUGCGGCUUUACUUUCUGUUACAAGCUUAUUUUAUAUCUUGUCAAUCGUCUUUGCUGGGGUACUCUACACAUACUAUACCAAGCCAGAUGGCUGCACAGAAAACAAGUACUUCAUCAGCAUCAAUCUGAUCCUAUGCAUCGUGGUGUCUGUGGUAUCAAUCCUCCCAAAAGUUCAGGAACACCAGCCUCGUUCUGGCCUCCUGCAGUCAUCUCUCAUCACUCUCUACACUGUGUACCUCACGUGGUCGGCCAUGACCAAUGAACUUGACAGUUCCUGCAACCCCAGCCUCUUGAGCAUCUUUGCACACAUAGCUGCGACAACUGUGGCUCCUGCAAACACAACUGCUGUGAUCCCUACCCCAGCUCCACCUUCAAAGAAUGGUCGCUUUCUUUACGUAGAGAAUGCUGUGGGAGUGUUUAUCUUUGCUGUCUGCCUUAUGUAUUCUAGCAUCCGCACUUCCAGCAACAGCCAAGUAAAGAAGCUGACCCUCUCAGGGAGUGACAGUGUGAUCCUUGGUGAUACAGCUGCCAGUGGAGGCAGCGACGAGGAGGACGGGCAGCCUCGGCGGGCUGUGGACAAUGAGAAGGAGGGAGUGCAGUACAACUACUUCUUCUGCCACUUGAUGUUCUGCUUAGCUUCAUUAUACAUCAUGAUGACCCUGACUAACUGGUACAGCCCCGAUGCCACUUUCCCGGCUGGGUCCAUUACGUGUCCAGCGGUGUGGGUCAAGAUUACAUCCAGCUGGGUGUGCCUCCUCCUCUACGUCUGGACCCUCAUCGCUCCACUUGUCCUCACCAAUCGGGACUUCAGUUGAACUUCUGGGUGCCAAGGACACUGCUGAAGCUCAUAAAGGUUAUCUUAUGCUGAAAACUCAUGUCCUUUUAAGCUUGCUUCAACUAAACUACUAAGAGAAUGCUUUGCAAAUUCGCUGUAUUCAGGUUAAUACCAAAAGGCAAGAUUGGAUGAUGCUUAAUGCAGAAUCUGAACUUUUCAUUUCUAUGUAUAUUAUGUUUGUUUGUAAGGAUAUAGCACAAAGGGAGCAUUUUUAUGUGUUAAAGUGAACUACAGCUGUGCUGUGAAGAAAGUUCUUUAUAAAGACCUGUUCCUUCAGCUUUGAUUUAAAAUACUAGAAGAAAAUAUUGGAUAUUUGAAGCUAUGGUUAAUAUAUUUCUAUUGAAGUUUCCUUAAAAAGCAAAAAAUAAUGCAUUUAUAUGACAUUUUCCUCUGUGAAGGUCUCUACUGUGUGACAUAAGCACACUGUUCAGUGAGUACACUUCGAGGUGUAGCAUUGUACUUCCAGGGCAAGCGUUAUGGAGGCGAGUCCUUCCUCAGAAGAGUGGUUGCUGAGAAGGCCACUGCUUCUACAUCUCGAGUUUCAUUAUUUACUUUUUAAGUAGUACAGCAGUGAUGCUGCUCAGUACCGGUCUGUGGCUUUGCCAGGUAUGUUUAUUUCAGUAAAUGCUUUGUAGGUUUGAUUAAAAUGAAGAUUCAGUUGGGAAAACACCUUUGUAUAUGUGGUCUUGUUAUGAGUAUAUAAAAGUAAAGUGCAUGUAAAUUUAUUAUAUUUGCACUAAAGGUAUUUGAUUAAAAUAAAUACUAAGUUUUUAAGGCCCUUUCUUUAACAGCUUUUUUGAGCCAGCAGCCAUUUGUUAUUUUUGGACAGUCACAAGUUUAUUUGAUAUUUAAC
This is a messenger RNA of Octodon degus (degu), 2330 nucleotides long. RefSeq names its product serine incorporator 3 (gene Serinc3). Gene Ontology annotation, cellular component: membrane. The record is from RefSeq and is a predicted model, not a curated record. Bases 39 to 1457 code for a protein of 472 amino acids. Lineage: Eukaryota; Metazoa; Chordata; Mammalia; Rodentia; Octodontidae. The transcript is spliced from 11 exons.